AUGUCGGGCCGUACGAGGUACUUGCUAGUAUCUCUGCCAACCUCAAUCACCCCAUCCAACGAUAAAGACGAGGCCCUGGCGGCACUACAAUCCACAAUCUCCGCAGACAAUGGCACAGUUCUUCCGUUUAAGAUACCCGAAUUCAAGAUAGGAACCCUAGAUACAUUGGUUCAGCAGGCAGACGACCUAGCCAAGUUAGAGAGCGCUUGUGAGGCUGUGGUGGCUAAAGUCGGGGAUUCUCUGCGCAGUCUGUUGGGAGGCGACGAGGAGAAGGUCGCCCAGCAAAAGACAGUCAAUGACAAACCUGUUGAUCAAUAUCUGCGGACGUUUACGUGGAACAAGGUUAAGUAUCGUGCCGACAAACCGUUAGCAGAGAUUGUCGAUUCGUUACAGAAGGAACUGGUCAGUAUCGACAAUGAUGUUAAGAGCAAAUUCAGCCAGUAUAAUCAGAUCAAGACAAAUUAUACGGCAUUACAGCGAAAACAGACAGGAAACCUCUCCACAAAAUCUCUCACACCUGUUGUCGAUCCCUCGCUGUUAAUCCAAGAUUCCGAAUAUCUCGAAACGCAUCUCGUCGUGGUUCCAACCAAUGCUAAGAAGGAAUUCCUGAGGAGUUACGAGACGCUAUCUCCAAUGGUUGUCCCCCGAUCAUCUAUCGAGGUUACACACGACGACGAGUUCACACUAUUCGCGGUUACAACAUUCAAGAAACACAGUGCGGAAUUCCUGCAUAAGUGCAGGGAGAUGAAGUGGACACCCCGCGAUUACAAGUACGUCGAAGGCGGAAAAGAGGAGGAACGAAAGGAACUAGAGCGGGUGAGUAGGGACGAGCGGAAGGUAUGGGGUGAGGCAUUAAGGCUAGGACGGACUGGUUGGAGCGAGAGCGUGAUGAUCUGGAUACAUGUUCUGACACUGCGGGUAUUCGUGGAAACUGUCUUGCGCUAUGGAUUGCCUCUAGAAUUUGUCUGUGGUCUAGUUAAGGUAAGAGUUGGUUCUAAAAUAGCGCCAUACUUGUCUAAAACACUAACACCCUGUAGACAAACCCAAAGCUAGCAAAGAAGGCCAAGGCGUCACUCGACUCGGCAUACUCAUAUCUCGGCGGCAAUGCAUUUGGUCGGGAUAAGAAGGGCAAAAUUGCAAAAGACGAUUCAGCACUGUCGUCAGAAAUGGCCUCUGCUGGAGUUGGGGCGCUUGGUGGGGAAGGCGGCGAGUAUACGGCUUAUGUUUAUUAUGAGUUCGAGAUCAUAUAGAGGACAUGAUUUU
Messenger RNA from Amorphotheca resinae ATCC 22711, 1263 nucleotides. RefSeq lists its product as hypothetical. The transcript is spliced from 4 exons. Lineage: Eukaryota; Fungi; Ascomycota; Leotiomycetes; Helotiales; Amorphothecaceae. Gene Ontology annotation, molecular function: proton-transporting ATPase activity, rotational mechanism. The record is from RefSeq and is a predicted model, not a curated record. Gene Ontology annotation, cellular component: vacuolar proton-transporting V-type ATPase, V1 domain. Gene Ontology annotation, biological process: proton transmembrane transport. Bases 1 to 1053 code for a protein of 350 amino acids.